This is a messenger RNA of Sphaeroforma arctica JP610, 300 nucleotides long. RefSeq lists its product as hypothetical. NCBI's taxonomy places the organism in Eukaryota, Ichthyosporea, Ichthyophonida. The transcript has 2 exons. Bases 1 to 300 code for a protein of 99 amino acids. The record is from RefSeq and is a predicted model, not a curated record.
AUGCCCAGGGAAUUUAGGAUGGGACAUGACAAGUGCGAUGGCAGCAAUGAGGCUAGUGGCAGGAACUACUGCCCUGUAGAGGGGGACAAUGAGAAUAACAAGAGCAAUUAUCCACACGACCAUGGACCACCACUUCGCACAAAGACGGACUUGGACAACAAGAGCCAGCUUGCUGCCGGCACGCGUGUUCAUACGGGGAAUAUCGUUUGGGAUUCGCAUAUCCCAUCUCAACAAGAAAGAUUGGCCUCACGAAAGUCAUCAAGGAUACCGCCAUCUGGGCUGACCAAGCUACGAAGCUGA